AGAUGGCAACGCAUCCCAUUUAUUUCAUUGACCGCGCCUCCGCCCAAGGCAUCUAUCCAAGAAGCUGAACUUUUGCCCGAGACCCAGGCAAACUGGUUUGAAAUUCUCACCUUUGGCUGGAUUACUUCUCUGCUCGCUCUCGGUUAUGCUCGUCCACUGGAAGCUCCGGAUCUCUACAAGCUGCAGGACAACCGUGGAGCAGCAUUCAUCGGUGACCAGAUCACUGCGUCCUUUGAAAAGAGGCGCUUGGCGGCGGCGGCAUACAACCGUCGUCUAUUAAAUGGUGACGUCAAGCCCGGCAUAAAAGCGUUGUGGUGGACCCUUCGAGGAAAACGCGCCGAACGGGAGAAACAAUGGAGAGACAAAGAUGGUCAGCGCAAGCCUAGUCUCGUCUUAGCUAUAAACGACAGCGUGAAAUGGUGGUUCUGGUCUGCUGGUAUCUUGAAAGUGCUCGGUGACACAGCUCAGUUCACUAGUCCCCUUCUCGUCAAGGCCAUCAUCGAUUUUGCUACAGAUUCUUAUAAUGGACAUCGGACGGGCGACUAUGCUUCCAUCCCACCAAUCGGCAAAGGUAUCGGUUUGACCUUUGGUCUGCUGGGAUUGCAGGUUGUUUCGUCGCUAAGCACGCAUCACUAUUUUUACCGGUCUGCGUCCACAGGCGUUCUCAUACGUGGUGGUCUAAUCAACGCGAUUUAUGCUCGAUCCCUUCGACUAACCUCUCGCGCCCGGUCCAAGCUCCCGAAUGGUCUGAUAAUGAACCACAUCUCGACGGACGUAUCGCGAAUCGAUUUUUGUGCAGGAUUUUUCCAUAUGGCUUGGUCUGCGCCGAUUCAACUGAUCAUAUGUCUCGUUCUCCUUCUGCUGACUCUGGGUCCUAGCGCUUUGGCUGGUUUCGCCUUUUUCGUGGUUGCAGCUCCGAUUCAGACGAUGGUUAUGAAGAAAUUGUUUGCGAUCCGGGAGAAUGGUAUGAAAUGGACCGAUAAACGUGCCAAACUUCUCCAGGAACUGCUUGGGGGCAUGAAAGUGGUCAAGUUCUUUGCGUGGGAAAUUCCGUUUGCGAAGAGAAUAUGGGAGUUUCGACAGAAGGAGAUGUCCUUCGUUCGCUCAUUGCUCCUCGUGAGGGCCGCGAACAACGCCGUGGCUAUAUCUAUGCCUGCGUUGGCGUCAGUGGUGGCCUUUCUUACUUACUCCGCGACUGGACAUGAACUUGAAGCAUCUGCCAUCUUCACUUCUCUGACUCUAUUCCAACUCCUUCGUUUGCCUCUGAUGCUUCUUCCCACAUCCCUCUCCGCCAUUGCUGAUGCCCAAAAUGCUACCCAGCGUCUCUAUGACGUCUUUGAAGCAGAAACACUGGAGGAGACCAUUGAUCGCGAAGAUGAUCUCCAUGUCGCCGUCGAGGUCAAGAAUGUUUCCUUCACUUGGGAUGCACCCCCGCCCCAAGCAGCCGAAGGAAAGAAGGGUAAGAAGGAUAAGAAGAAAUCGAGGGGGAAGAGAAAGCCAGAAGCCGUCAUUUCGUCGACGGGUGAGGUCUUUGAACUUAAAGAUAUCUCCCUUAGUAUACCGCGCGGACAGCUUGUUGCUGUUGUUGGCGCGGUGGGUUCUGGAAAAACCUCUUUACUCCAGGGUAUGGUUGGUGAGAUGAGGCGGGUUCCGAAUAUAAACGGAGAUAGAGGCACAAUUAAGUUCGGCGGGAGUGUUGGAUACUGUCCCCAGAGCGCAUGGAUACAAAAUGCGACAAUUCGAGAUAAUAUAUGUUUUGGACGGCCUUUCGAGAAAGACAAAUAUUGGCAAGCCAUCAAAGACUCGUGUUUAGAGCCUGAUCUCGACAUGCUACCUAACGGAGACAUGACAGAAGUUGGUGAAAAGGGCAUUUCGUUAUCAGGAGGUCAGAAACAACGUUUGAAUAUCUGUCGCGCGAUUUACUGCGACACAGAUAUCCAGAUCUUUGAUGAUCCUCUGUCGGCCCUCGAUGCUCAUGUAGGAAAAGCGGUCUUCCAGAACGUCCUACGGGAAGCAGCACCUGGAAAGACGCGUAUAUUGGUUACUCACGCGUUGCACUUUCUUCCACAAGUGGAUUACAUCUUCACUAUUGCGGAUGGACAUAUAGCAGAGCGAGGGACAUACGAUGAACUCAUGCAGAAAGACGGGGAAUUUUCGAAAUUUUACAAGGAGUUUGGGACCGGAGAGGAGAAGGAAGAGAGGGAGGAAGAGGAGGAAGGGGAAGAGGGAGAAGCUAUUGAGGGCAUCAUGACAGACAAAGAGAAUUUUCAGACGAAGUUUACUUCAGGGCCUGGGUUGAUGCAAGCGGAGGAGCGGAAUACUGGGGCUAUAAGCUGGUCUGUGUAUAAGCGGUUCUCAGAUGCUGGCAGAGGGCGUGUCGUCUUACCCAUCCUCUUUUUCUCCAUCGUAUUUGUUCAGGGUGCGAUGGUGAUGGCAUCUUACUGGUUGGUAUACUGGCAAGAAGUUAAAUGGGAUCGCCCACAAGGGUUUUACAUGGGCAUAUACGCAAUGCUAGGUGUGGUACAAGCCCUUGCAACCUUCGUCAUGGGAAGCAUGUUUGCCGUCUUGACAUAUUUCGCUAGUCAGCGUUUGCAUAGUCUAGCUGUCGACCGUAUCAUGUCUGCACCCAUGUCUUUCUUCGAGACUACGCCACUUGGUAGGAUCAUGAACCGAUUUUCGAAAGACAUCGAUACAAUUGAUAAUAUUUUGGGAGAUUCGCUGCGAACGUUGGUGGGGCCUGCUUCAUCGGUCGUUGGUGCUAUCAUAUUGAUAGCGAUUAUCUUGCCGUGGUUCUUGAUUGCUGUCUUUUUCAUUCUCAUUGUAUACAUCUAUGCCGCUGCCUUCUAUCGAGCGAGUGCCCGGGAGUUGAAAGUACAUGCCGUCCUGAGAUCAUCAUUGUACUCUCACUUUUCUGAGUCACUCACAGGCUUGGCAACUAUCCGUGCAUAUGGCGAGUCUGAACGUUUCCUUAAAGAAAAUGAGGAACGAAUCGAUGUGGAAAAUCGAGCUUAUUGGUUGACUGUCACCAACCAGCGCUGGCUGAGUAUACGCCUGGACCUUUUGGGGGCUCUUCUAACAUUUAGUGUCGCGAUGCUGACUGUUGGAACGAGAUUUAGUAUCUCGCCAGCACAGACAGGUCUUGCGCUCUCGUAUAUUCUGAGUGUUCAGCAAGCGUUCGGAUGGCUUGUCCGUCAAAGCGCGGAGGUCGAAAAUGACAUGAAUUCGGUAGAGCGAGUAGUACACUAUGCGACAGAAAUUGAACAGGAGGCUCCGCAUGUGUUACCCAAUAGCAAAGUUCCUGAAUCUUGGCCGUCUGUGGGUCACAUAGAAUUGAAAGACGUGGUAUUAAGCUACAGGACUGGACUUCCCGCUGUCCUCAAGGGUAUAACUAUGACUGUCAAAGCUGGAGAAAAAAUUGGCAUAGUUGGACGAACUGGGGCAGGGAAAAGUUCUAUCAUGACUGCCCUAUAUCGCUUAGUCGAACUUUCCUCUGGAUCAAUUCACAUUGACGGCGUUGACAUCUCCACCGUUGGCUUGACGGAAUUGCGAAAAAGCCUGUCAAUCAUUCCUCAAGAUGCUCUAUUGUUCUCUGGAACUCUCCGGUCUAACCUUGAUCCUUUUAAUUCACAUGAUGAUGCGAGACUAUGGGACGCGUUGAAGCGAUCGUACCUUGUGGAAUCGCCGGCAAAGGCAGUCGCAGAUGAAAAUGGCGAUGUAUCUACCCCAAUUAACAGAUUCAGUCUCGAUACUGUCAUUGAAGAUGAGGGUGCAAAUCUAUCCAUUGGACAGCGGUCGUUGGUGUCCCUUGCGAGAGCUCUGGUUAAGGACUCCAGAAUACUCAUACUUGAUGAGGCUACAGCGUCUGUCGAUUACGAGACUGACAGAAAUAUCCAGGACACAAUUACCCACGAAUUCCAGGAUCGCACGAUUCUAUGCAUAGCUCAUCGCUUGCGCACAAUCAUAUCAUACGACCGGAUUUGUGUUCUUGAUGCUGGCGAGAUUGCUGAAUUCGACACCCCCUCACAAUUAUACCAAAAGACCGAUGGGAUUUUCAGGGGAAUGUGUGAUCGGUCGUCGAUCACACUAGAUGACAUCAGGCUCAGUGCUUCAACCACGAAAUUUCUUAAUAACUGAUACCUUUCCCCGUUGUUCACGUUCACGACCGUAAUGAGAUUGUACAUCUGAUUCACGCAUCUACUCGUUGGUACUCCAUGGAAGCAUAAUACCAGCGGCACUAUAUUAGUGGAUUUACUAGCCGCAAUCCUCCGCGAGCCUGAGGAGACUAGUACCAUCUAGGAAACCUCGCGAAUCUACUCAGUUCUCGGUUGUCGGUCGUCCUUCCAGAAUCUAAGGCAAUACAGAUGAGAACAAUGUUCAUAUCCACACUUGGUGAGAUACGUAUGGUUAAUAACCAGUGCGCGGAAGUAGAGCGUUUUGAAAUGAAUUCUGGUAUUAUCAAUAUUAUGUCUAUCCCCAUUAUCUGUACCAGGGUUCUAUUCCGUCUCCGCAUCAAGUGAAAUUGUGGUAGGCGUGCGUAGAUACCCAUAUAUCGUUUUGAACACCAUUAUUGCCGUAAUAGGAACCCCAAAGCCCAGUCAUCCACUAAUGACCAUU
Molecule: messenger RNA, 4614 nt
Organism: Desarmillaria tabescens
Lineage: Eukaryota; Fungi; Basidiomycota; Agaricomycetes; Agaricales; Physalacriaceae
Product: ABC transporter
Exons: 23
Biological process (GO): transmembrane transport
Cellular component (GO): membrane
Molecular function (GO): ABC-type transporter activity; ATP binding; ATP hydrolysis activity
Source: RefSeq, a predicted model, not a curated record